Molecule: messenger RNA, 921 nt
Organism: Armigeres subalbatus
Lineage: Eukaryota; Metazoa; Arthropoda; Insecta; Diptera; Culicidae
Exons: 4
Coding region: 418-741 (107 amino acids)
Source: RefSeq, a predicted model, not a curated record
ACUCUUAUUAUCGGUAAAAUUUACUAAUAAAGUUGGUAAAUUUCACCCAUAUUAUUGGUACACCGCGCUUUACUUAUUUAUGGGUAAAUGAGUUUACCCAUAUUUGGAUGAAAAAAAAAAAAUAUUUGGAUCCUUCAAAGCAGAAACUUCAUCUGUAUUUGUUGCGAAGGCAUUCGUUAACCAUGGUUAUUGCAAUAAUAGUUAGUAAAAUACGACCUCUUAUAUCUAUUAUGUUUCCUGUACCAUGGAUGUACCGCAGCUAGUGUGGUCCCCAGCGCAGCGGAUAGUGGACAUUGAACUAUUCAGCAACCCAACCCCGGAGCUGUGAAUCCAGUAGGCGGAGGUUGAGAGCAUAAUGUCGCUCAGUACCAGCAGACCACCAGUUAGCUGUCGGGUUCUCCAGCGGCCCCAGGGACAAUGGCAUGCGGUGGACAACUGGCUUCCAAAUCUGCAGUAAAUGAGCUCCCCUUAUCUGUUGGUUCGACAAUGAGGUCUUCAAAACAGCUGUUUUCAUGCACCGUGGCAACCAUCGAUAUCCAACUGUAUCUGCUAUUUCAACGCGUUCCAACGGGCGUUGGUUUUUAUGAACAAAAUGCCCUGUAUACGAACGGAUUAUUGCUGGCGAGAUUGUUGGUUUAUGAUCAAGCAGUGCUGGAUUACGAGCACCCGAAAGGUAUUCGACAGAACGGUUCCCGCAUACCCGAUUGUACUGAAUCAGAGAAUAUGGUCGCUAUACCUUGAGAUUCUGGAGCAAUUAUUUGAUGUUCUGAUUCCCUUUCCAACGCUCAGAUUCGGUCAGUUCCUCCAUCAGUUCAACUUGCACCGACUGGUCCAGUACAACGCUAGCUGCCAUUCCAUUCUAGAUUAUAUCAUGCUUAAUUGUAUUUAUUUCAUGUAUUGUAAUAAAUUUGUUUGUUUUGU